AUGCAUCCAGAAUCAGAACGAGAGUUGGCGUAUGUUCUGCUCGUUGAGUUGUUAGCGCAUCAAUUCGCAUACCCGGUCCGAUGGAUUGAGACGCAAGAUGCCAUCCUCCGGGAUAUCAAAGCCGAAAGAAUUGUGGAGGUUGGGCCGACGAACAUCCUGACGAACAUGACGAAAAGGACUUGGGGUCAGAAAUAUGCGAUGUCAGACGACGCUCAAGGACUUCGCCGACGAAUACUUGGCCCAGAAGAGGAUUUUCCGGAAAUAUACUACCAGCGACAUUCGGACGAGGACAGGAACGACAACGAAGAGGCUAGCAUCGGGUUGGCGGGGGAGAGCUCAACAAUAUAUUGCGAUGACGCUCAACGCACCGUCCCAGAAGAUGAGUCUAUGGCUCAAGUUGACAGUAAAUCUCUGUCUCCUCCGGGACCAGCAAAGCGAUGCGAGGAUGCGCCACUGCCUGUCUCGGCCACGGUUCUAGCCAUCAUAGCAAUGAAACUGAAGAAGUCCCCAGACGCUGUGGAGCGGACGAAAUCAAUCACUCAGCUUGUCAGUGGGCGUUCAACUCUGACAAAUGAAAUCAUUGGCGAUCUUCACGUGGAGUUUCAGAACCAGCUACCAGACCGGGCAGAAGAGUUAACUCUGAUCGAGCUGUUCGAAACACUUCAGAAGACCCAUUCUGGAACGCUCGGCAAGAAAACCUCGGCUCUCGUCGCUGGCUUCGUAUCUUCCAAAUUUCCAGGAGGCUUUAGUCAAUCCAAAAUUCGGGACCAUUUGGAACAUCGAUGGGGCCUGGGGCCAAUGCGGCAAGAUGCGGUCCUCUUGGCUGCCUUGGCCAAACAACUUGACUCCCGCUUAUCCUCCGAAGACACCGCGAAGGCAUUCAUUGAUGACGCUGCUAAGUUUUACUUUCAACAAGAGGGUCUUGCGGCCCCUAGCCUCACUUCAUCCUCAUCCGUUAGCAGCCACAUAUCGAAGGUUGAUCCAAAGGCUUUGCAGGCCUUAACGGAGAAAAGCGACGCGUUGUUACGGGAUAUUAGCGAGGCCAUGGCACGACAUCUACCAAGUGGGAAUAAUAUAUCUGGAGCAUCUCUUGUGCCCAAGGAGCAGGACGAGGCACUCAAAGAGCUCGAUCUGUGGCGCCACGAGCACGGCGAAGACUACGCGGAGGGGAUCAAGCCAAAGUUCGACAUCAAGAAGCAAAGACUCUACGACUCUUUCUGGAACUGGUGCUCAAGAGACAUAGCUCUCCUGUUUGACCUGGCAAAACAUCCAAGUUCGCAAAAUCCUAUGCUCAUCGAAGAGGUUUCGACAUCUAUCAUCAACCGAGCAUGCCAGCGUUCCAUUUCGCAGAUACAGUAUCUCUGCGCCAAGACACAAGGGGAAAAGACACAUUUGGGCCGCAUUAUGAGAUUUUGCCUACAAGCAAGCGUUUCAUCGAAGAGUCGUGAUCCAGUUUUUAUUGACCGAUCAGUUGAUCUGGCACCGAUAUCAACUGUCGAUAAGGAAGGCAACAUCAGAUUCUCCGAAGUUCCUCGUUCAACCCCAUUCCGCGCUCGCAAAUCAUCAAUACCUCAAGUGCCCUAUCCGCUUGGUACUUUCGACAACGGCAUACUCGUCCUUUCAGAUAGGCUAAGUUCAGCAUACGCUGAAGACCUGGACGCAGCCCGUCAUUCCGGUUUCACAUUCAAGGGGAGAAAUGUGUUGCUCACUGGAGCUGGACGAAACUCGAUCGGCUUCAGCUUGUUGAAGCUUUUGCUUCAAGGCGGUGGAAGGGUCACUGUCACGACCAGCACUUACUCUCAGGAGGUUAACCAGAUGUACCAGGCCACGUAUGCUCGACAUGGUGCGAAGAAUUCGGUUCUGAGAGUCUUGCCGUUCAAUCAAGGCAGCCAGCAUGAUGUGCAAGAUUUGGCAAAGAAUCUGAAGGAUGACUGGGACCCCGACUUCAUUAUCCCUUUUGCUGCGAUUUCAGAAAACGGCCGCGAGCUUGAAGAGCUGGAUUCGAAGUCCGAGAUUGCUCAUCGACUGAUGUUAACCAAUCUUCUGAGGCUACUUGGGGCAAUUGCCAGGAAUAAGCGGGCUGCUGGCACCUUUACGAGGCCUGCUACCGUCGUCCUUCCGUUGUCACCUAACCACGGUCUGAUGGGUAACGACGGUCUCUAUGCGGAGUCGAAGAGGGGGUUGGAGUCUCUUCUAUCAAAAUGGAAAUCGGAAACAUGGCGUGACUAUCUCUCCAUGUUGGGAGUUGUCAUCGGAUGGACUCGCUCAACAGGUCUCAUGGACGAAAACGAUGUUGUCGCACAGGGCGUCGAGUCGAUGGGUGUUCGUACGUUUUCCAAGGAACAAAUGGCUGCUCUUGUUGCCUCUCUCUUGGGGGGUAGGAUGAAUGCAGCCUGCCAGUCUAUUCCCAUCGUCGCCGACUUCAGCGGUGGUAUGGGUAAGGUCGCCGACCUGAGGGACAAGCUUACCAGUAUUCGACGGGACCUGCGUGCCGAAGCGGAAAUCCAGAGAGCCAUUAGAGAGGAGGAGAAGCGCGAUGCAGCGACUGUUGGCCAAAAAGACACCAGCAGAGGCCAGGAGCCGUUAUCUCCAAAGGCCAAUAUCCGCAUACAGCUUCCUUCUUUGCCUGAUUGGGACCAAGAUGUGUCGCCUCUUGCAGUUUCACUCGAGGGUAUGGUUGACCCAAGCCGUGUGGUAGUCAUAACAGGCUACUCAGAACUCGGGCCCUACGGUAAUAGUAGAACGCGGUGGGAAAUGGAGGCCAAUGGCAUUCUUUCUUUGGAGGGCUGGAUCGAGAUGGCUUGGAUGAUGGGUUUGAUCAAGCACAGCAAAGAGGCGAUGAAAGAUGGGCAGCCCUGGUCCGGUUGGGUAGACUCAAAAACCUUAUUGCCGGUUGAGGAGAGCGACAUAUUUUCGCGAUACAUGGCCGUCAUUCUCGAGCACACCGGCAUACGGAACAUCGAACCAGAGAUUUGCGACAACAACUACGACCCUGCAAGGAAGGCGGCCGUUCAGGAGGUUGAGCUCACCCAAGACCUGCCACCAUUCGAAGCAACAGCCGAAGUCGCUCAGUACUUCCAACUUCAACAUGGCGCGAAAGCUGUAGUCUCUCAAACUGAGUCUGGGUUUUUGACAGUUCAGCUCAAAGCCGGCGCCAAGGUCCUGCUUCCAAGGUCCAGCCCUUUCAACCGAACGGUAGCAGGUCAAAUCCCGACAGGAUGGUCAGCUAAGCGAUACGGGAUCGAGGACGAGAUUAUCGAGCAGGUUGAUCCGGUCACUCUGUUCACGCUGGUGUGCACCGUCGAGGCGCUCCUCUCAUCAGGCAUCAUCGAUCCCUACGAACUAUAUGAGCACAUUCACCUUUCUGAGCUUGGCAACUGUAUCGGGUCGAGCAUGGGCGGACUCAGUUCCUUGAGAAAGAUGCAUCGCGACAGGUUCCUCGAUAAGCCGGUACAAGGAGAUAUUCUUCAGGAAACGUUCAUCAACACCACGGGGGCCUGGGUGAAUAUGCUUCUCACAUCCUCAACUGGGCCCAUCAAAACACCGGUCGGCGCCUGUGCAACAUCCCUGGAGUCUCUUGACACUGGGUAUGAUCUGAUAGUUGCUGGAAAGGCAAAGGUGUGCAUCGUUGGGGGUGUCGAAGAUUUCGUGGAGGACGUUUCCUACGAGUUUGGAAGCAUGAACGCGACCUGCGAUACUGACAAAGAGUUCGCUGCCGGGAGGAGUCCGUCUGAGAUGUCACGACCAACGGCGUCGUCGAGAAGCGGGUUCGUCGAGUCUCAGGGAUGCGGCAUCCAAAUCCUCACGACUGCCGAGCUUGCUUUGGAACUAGGACUCCCUAUUUUCGGCAUUGUCGCUUAUACCAGCAUGGCGGCAGACAAGGCAGGUCGCUCCGUGCCGGCGCCGGGCAAGGGCGUUCUCACCAACGCACGGGAGUCGAACGUGGGACGAAAGUACAUGACUCCGUCUCCCCUCCUGGACAUUGGGUACCGGCGGAGGCUGCUCAAUAUGCGGAUUCAGCAAGUCAAUGACAAUUACCAGACGAAUCUGGACCUGAUGGAGCAUGAAAUCCGGUAUAUCAAGGAGAUGGGAACGGAUGGUUUUGACGAGGAACAGUACCGUCGGGACAACAUUGCUACCUUUGAGGAGGAUGCCAAGAAUCAAGAAGCCGACCUACGAUUCAGCCUGGGAAACCAGUUUUGGAAGAAUGAGAGGCAAAUCGCGCCCAUACGAGGCAGUCUGGCAACAUGGGGUCUCAGUAUCGACGACUUGGCUGUCGCUUCCAUGCACGGUACCUCAACAGUCAAGAACGAUCUCAACGAGUCAUCUGUACUGCAAGAACAGAUGAGACACUUGGGACGACAACCAGGAAAUCUUCUGCCCUGCGUAUGCCAGAAAUGGUUGACGGGGCACUCGAAGGGAGCUGCAGGAGCUUGGAUGCUGAAUGGCGCCCUGCAAAUGAUGGACACCAACGUAAUACCAGGCAACCGCAACGCAGACAACAUUGACGCUGAGCUGCGUCAGUACGACUUGCUUCACUUUCCGAACAUGACACUUAAAGGAAACGAAAUCAAGGCAUGCUCUGUGACUUCAUUUGGGUUCGGACAAAAAGGAUCUCAGGCCGUUCUGGUUCAUCCCAAGUUUCUCUACGCAACUACCACAAAGAGUGCCUACGAAGAUUACAAGUUGAAACGGGACGAAAGAUGGAGGAAGGCUUGCAGAUACUUCAAUCAUGGCCUUCUGCAUGAGUGCCUCGUCAUCACUAAGAUGACACCACCGUAUGAGGCUGCCUCCGAGACUGAGGCUCUACUCGACCCAACAGCACGCUUUGAGAGACAAUGA
Colletotrichum karsti is the source of this 4842-nucleotide messenger RNA. RefSeq lists its product as uncharacterized. The coding region runs from base 1 to 4842 and encodes 1613 amino acids. Gene Ontology annotation, biological process: long-chain fatty acid biosynthetic process. The transcript has 4 exons. Gene Ontology annotation, molecular function: holo-[acyl-carrier-protein] synthase activity; fatty acid synthase activity; 3-oxoacyl-[acyl-carrier-protein] reductase (NADPH) activity. NCBI's taxonomy places the organism in Eukaryota, Fungi, Ascomycota, Sordariomycetes, Glomerellales, Glomerellaceae. The record is from RefSeq and is a predicted model, not a curated record. Gene Ontology annotation, cellular component: fatty acid synthase complex.